AUUGAAACCCGCAGCCAAUGUGAAUCCUCGACGGGCGGGUUUAAACCACGUGGUUCGACAUUGUUUGUGGAGAAGAAGCCGACGGAGCUGCAGCUGUGAGUGACGUUUCCGUUUAGAGUCGAGGUGAUCGCUGACGUUUGAUACAGUCAGGAGUUGUGAACUGUACCCAGAGGCGGAGGGCUCUGUUAGGAAGUCAUUCCGGUCUGAAGCACGGCUCAAAGAUGGAAUCUGUCCCCAUUAAAGAGGAAGACACUGAACUGGACGCUGUCCACAUUAAAGAGGAAGACAUUGAACUGGACGCUGUCCACAUUAAAGAGGAAGACACUGAACUGGACGCUGUCCACAUUAAAGAGGAAGACAUUGAACUGGACGCUGUCCACAUUAAAGAGGAAGACACUGAACUGGACGCUGUCCACAUUAAAGAGGAAGACACUGAACUGGAUGCUGUCCACAUUAAAGAGGAAGACACUGAACUGGACGCUGUCCACAUUAAAGAGGAAGACACUGAACUGGACGCUGUCCACAUUAAAGAGGAAGCAAGCCGCAUUGCCGAGGACGUCAGUGACCUGGGACGCAUCCACGUCAUCGAGGACAGUCCCACGCUGGAAUGGGGGCACAUUAAAGAGGAGCGCGCCAGUCCCUCAGACACUCACAAUGCAGCUGAUUUGGGGCUCAGUGUGGAAAAGCCUCACAUCCCUGGACCGGAGCAGGUGCACAUGCAGGGAGGCGGGUUCGAGAGCGCUCACACGAGGGAGAAUCACAGCAACCCUAACCAGGGCUUCAAAAGACACAUGACUUCCACUGGGAGCAGAUCAGUGGAUCAGGCUCAUGAUGAGGAGCCCCCUGCUUCCUGUCGGAUCUCCAGCACCGGGGCUCAGUACCUUCAGAGGCACGGAAAGAAGGAAGAGCAUCAGUGCACCGAGUGUGGAAAGAGUUUCAGCCAGACAGAGAGCCCCAAACCACACAGAGCGGACACAGGGGACCCCCCUUACCACUGCCCUGAGUGUGGAGACAGCUUCAUCCAGCUGGGAAACCUCCGAUCACACCAGCGCAUCCACACGGUGGAGAUGCAGCUCCGCUGCCCAGCCUGCAGGAAGACUGCCCGGGAUUCAGGACACCUGGGGAUCCAGCAGCAGCAGCAGCCCGCGCCGCGGGAGACUCCGUACAGCUGUCCGGAGUGCGGGGAGAGCUUCAGUGCAGCCGGGGCCCUCAAACUGCACCGCCGCAUUCACACUGGAGAGAAGCUGUGUCUGUGCAGCCUGUGUGGGAAGAGCUUCAGCCGCCUGCAGCACCUGCGCAACCACCAGCGCAUUCACACGGGGGAGACCCCGUACCACUGCCCUGCCUGUGGGAAGAGCUUCAACCAGUCGGGCGCUCUGAGGAGGCACCAGCGCAUUCACACGGGGGAGACGCCCUAUCACUGCAUGGAGUGUGGCAGGAGCUUCAUUCACGGAGGAGCCCUGAACAUGCACCAGCGCCGAGCCCACGCUGGCAAGACCCCCUAUCACUGCCCUGAGUGUGGAGAGGGCUUCAGCUACUCCUACCAGCUCAACGGGCACGCCUGCACUGUGGGGCAUGGAUAGCCACAGCCCAGCAACGUGCACGGCGACAGCUGUCAAGUGAACACUGCUGUCUGUGUGUCAGAUCUCUCCUUUCCAUGCACUGGGGGGGGACACAGAAUCCUUCCUAGUGUUUACAGUGGUUCACUUCAAACAUGUGGCCAGGGUGUGCAAACAGAUCUCCAUGGUUUAGAAAGCCAGCACAAGGAAGCACAGAUUAACCCUUUUAUAUCAGGAUUGGGAUCAUUCGCUGUUCGUUACAUUUAAACACAUGCAUAUCAUUUACUGCAGGACUGUGUCAUUAACUGGAGCGAAACAGUUUGUGUCAUUAUCAAAAAAAGCCAUGAAAACAAGCCAUGAAAACAAACCACAAGCCAAGCCAGUGGAGACGUCGCUGCUGCCCUGCAGGAUCCCAGGCUUGCAGGCCACGGUGGAGGAUUCAGUGAACCCUGUCUCUCACUUUGCACCCUCGUAGCUCAUGUGUCAGCUGUGUAAUGUCUUACUUCUGCUUGGCUUCUUUUGUGUUAGGGAAGUAUCUUAGUGUUGCACUGUGUCUAUUUACUAACCUGCCUUUUAUUUAAAACAUAACAAACGUCAACAUUUCUGUUUGCAUUUUUAUUGAUUGUUACAAAUACAAGAGUGGAGCAAAGCCCCAAAAAUCACUGGGAAUUGUGCGACUCGAAGGUGAUUCAGUUGCUAAAGUUUCUUCUUCUUCUUAUAAGCCUGGUCUGCUGUUGUGAUGACUUCUUCAUUCAUGCUGCAACUGGAAACAUAAAAACAGAUCCGUGAGCAUUUUCCAUUGUCAUUUUCCAUUGUCAUUUUCCAUUGUCAUUUUCCUCAGCGAUGCAGAUACAAUGUCAGGGGGCAGGCAUCAGCACAGCAGCACUGCGGUCCAUGGCAGUGGCUGUUCUCAACCACGGGAUGGCUCUCAAAGGCAAUGCCUCGUCUGCCCUAGAAAUAUUAGUAGAGGGCACAGCAACUCUUUGUAUAGCUUGGCCUCUUUUGUAGAUUUCACAUCUUUACAUGGCAGACCCCUGUAUUCUAACUGGGCUGUUUUUGUACAUGAAAACUACAGAUAUCAUGAGGUACUAAUUCUAACACCCUAGUGACCACUGAGAUAACAAAAAAAAACAGGCAGCAUUAUCACAAAUGGAUGAGUGCUGCAGUAUUGCAUUCCCUAGUUCAUCUCAGUCUGUACAAGUUGAUUGAAAAUCUGUUGUUUCAGGAGCCUUUCCGUGACUCCUUCACACUUUGUAUUGGAGAUCUAUUUAAUAAAAUCAUGUUUGCAUUAUUAUAA
This is a messenger RNA of Acipenser ruthenus (sterlet), 2856 nucleotides long. RefSeq names its product zinc finger protein 3-like. Lineage: Eukaryota; Metazoa; Chordata; Actinopteri; Acipenseriformes; Acipenseridae. The record is from RefSeq and is a predicted model, not a curated record. The coding region runs from base 222 to 1583 and encodes 453 amino acids. Gene Ontology annotation, biological process: regulation of transcription by RNA polymerase II. Gene Ontology annotation, molecular function: DNA-binding transcription activator activity, RNA polymerase II-specific; RNA polymerase II cis-regulatory region sequence-specific DNA binding. The transcript has 3 exons. Gene Ontology annotation, cellular component: nucleus.